CCGUCUCCGUCUUUUUCUCUAUUAGACUUCCCGUCUGCUCUGCAGCGGUUUUCGCCUCGAGUCUUCCUGGUCCGUCGUCUUGUCACCAGCUUCUGCGACCAAGCUUCGUGCCUUUUCCGCCUCCCCGAACUCUUUCGUGGUUUAUUCCCGACUCGCGCGGCCCGUGGUCAUUCACCCCCGCGCUCUCUUCCUGCGAACGAAGCUGCACCACUCGACGACGAAAUAUCCUGCCGCAUAGGACCCUUUCGUUGCGAGAUUUGAGAAAUCUUCGAACCGACACCGUCCCGGUUUUUCCCACUCGAAUCCAAAAUUCUACAACAUGUCCUACUACGACAACCCGCAGUGGUCGGCUUCGACCCAGAACAACUGGGAGCACCAGGGCUCGACUACUCCCGUUCGUGCAGGCGCCAGUGGACCUCAGCCCCAGGACGACUACGCCUUUUCGUAUCAGUUCGACGAGGUCGACCGAGCUUAUGAAAACUUGCAAAAGUCUGGCAAGGGCUAUGGAAUGGGCGGCCGACACUCGCGCGCCUCCCACCACUCCUCUGGCUCUCGCCCUCAUUCGGUUAACAACUUUGACGACGCCCGAGGUUCCCAGGGACCCAACCUCCAGAACUUCUACGCCAAUCAGCGUCACCAGCCCUCGCGAGGCUCAAACGAGGCAGAACAGGUCAUGCAGGCGAAGAGAAGGAUGGCAGCUCAGCGGGAGCGAGAGCUUCGAAACCUGCACACUGAGCAGCAAUACCAGCGAACCGUCCUUUCCGAGUUGACCCUCCCGAGCAACAAGCACAUGUCUGAGGAGGAGACUCGGGACUUGAUCGCCCGCCAGCGCAGCGCCUUGUACGGCGAGGGACCGUUCGCUGAAAAGGCCGGAUAUGUUGAUGAGACUGGUAACGUCCGCCCUGGCGCCCCUGGUCCUAGCGGACCCUCCAGCAUUCGUGGACACUCGCCCCUGGCCUUUGAUAGCAUCGGCCGCGCCCCUCCUGCUGGUGAUGCUGGUACCCCAGGCUCUACUGGCGACGCCCACGGCCCUCCUGCCGAGCCGGCCUCUCGCCCUCAGAGCACAGCCAGCCCCCAGACCUCUGGACCCACGAACCGGGUCUUUGACAACGCGGUUGGACCCCAGAGCCGAACCAGCACCUCCAGCCCAACCGGCGGAUCCCCCUCGCGCGAUCUCGCCCCUGGAUCUAAGCCCAGCCAGUCUGGAGCCUCUGUUGCUCCCAUCGGCACCCGUCCCUCGGGCACACCCGCGACUACAGCUUCCUCCAAGCGGUCGACCACUCCCCUCGCCUCUCCUGGCGGCUGGGGCCGUGGCAACGGUGUCUGGGGUCAGUCUUCGGGCCUCGGUGCCCCGGCUAGUGUCUGGGGUUAG
This is a messenger RNA of Fusarium vanettenii 77-13-4, 1372 nucleotides long. RefSeq lists its product as uncharacterized. Lineage: Eukaryota; Fungi; Ascomycota; Sordariomycetes; Hypocreales; Nectriaceae. The transcript has 6 exons. Bases 320 to 1372 code for a protein of 350 amino acids. The record is from RefSeq and is a predicted model, not a curated record.